Messenger RNA from Helianthus annuus (common sunflower), 2041 nucleotides. RefSeq names its product protein NLP6. The record is from RefSeq and is a predicted model, not a curated record. Bases 140 to 1933 code for a protein of 597 amino acids. Lineage: Eukaryota; Viridiplantae; Streptophyta; Magnoliopsida; Asterales; Asteraceae. The transcript is spliced from 5 exons. Gene Ontology annotation, molecular function: protein binding; DNA-binding transcription factor activity.
UAAACGACUUCCUUCAAUUUUGGCCAGAACCUUCCCGGCCACCACCUGUCCAUCCACCAGAAUCACACCUCUCUCUCUCUCAACGGGGUGUGCUUUCCAUUUCUUGAAUGUCAGUCAACGAAGUCGACUAAUUUCAGAUAUGAAUUUAGAUAUCUCCGAGUUCCUUCAAAUCUUUUCUCCAAUCUCUCUUCAUCAUCAUCACAGUGAACCUCAAUAUGGACAUCCAAGGGUUUUUUGGAGCGAAUCUGAAGGAUGUGAAAAUAAUUCAUCUUCAGCUGAUCUUGCCACUACUCCCAUGAUUCAUGAAAUGAUCAAAUCUGCACUUUCUAAUACUAAACAUUACUGGUGCUUCUUCUUGGGUCAGUUCUGGGCACCUGUAACAAUAGACAGCAGACGGCUACUUUCAACUUCAGAUCAACCAUUUGCCGUCCGUCCUCUUUCCAACAACUUAGCCAUGUAUAGACUACGUUCUGAGAAGUAUAAAUAUAAUAUCGAUGCGAAUAAGCUUCACAUUGAACCCGACCACAUGAUCUUAAGUGGUGGACCCGCCACUGCUUUCUUCAAUUGUCGGACAUCUAUAGAUAAACCCCAGGAGUUUCUAUUGGAUCAGUUGAAUGAUGAAUUCAUAUCUGUUAUGGUUCCUGUUUGUUUACCUUUUCAAAGCAAUUGUAUCGGUGUUCUCCAAUUUACUUUAAGUUUGGACUUCUCACCCGAUCGAUUGGCGCAUUUUCUUUUUUACAUGGUUGAGGCAAUAAAGAAAGCAGGUCUGGAUGUGUUUUAUGUACAACAGCUUAUACCAUACCAGACUAUAAAUUGUCUACAAGUUACUAAGGACGAGAUUGAAGAAGCAUUAAAGGUUGUUUGUGAAUCACAUAACUUAGCUCUAGCUCAAGUUUGGAUCCCUUAUGAGCAUACAAAGGGAUUAUCAGCGAUCAAAUUGACUGGUCAUCUUUAUAAUGAAUAUUAUGAUUUUGAGCGAUACUUCAGAUUUGGUGAUGUAACGCCUCGUGCAAUCGGGGAGGAACUUCCUUUGGUGACACUUAAGGAUUAUGAAUCACGCUAUAUUUCUCUGCUUCAAUCUGAUAUGUACAUGAAUUGGGGUAGUGGCUUUUGUCCAUCUAGUGCUUUUGCAAUAUGCUUGAGGAGUAAUGACACUGGUGAUUUUAAUUACGCGUUUGAAUUCCUAUGGACCAAACAUGCAAGCUAUAUUAUCUUUUUGGAGGCCAUACUCUUAACAUUGAAAAGGUGUUUGCCCAGAUUCAAGUUUGCUUCUGGUGCAGAAAUAGGUGACGAAUUAGACGUUCACAACAAAGAUGAUCGAACUGAAUUCAAGAUUUUCCAACGAAAAAGAUCAGUGGUUGUGGACGACAUAGCACAUUCUGAGGUGAUAUGCAAGACAACUCCAAAAGUAUUACCUCGAGAAGUCAUUGAGAAACAAUUUGGAAAAACCAUGAAAGAAGCUGCAGAAAAUCUCAGUGUUUCUUUAUCUACGCUCAAACGCAAAUCCAAAGAACAUGGCAUCUCAGUGUGGCCAGGACCAAAACCUACGAAGAGAAACCGAAAUGAUUCGUCCGUUAUUCAAAUCAACACAAAUGAAGAAGAACAUGGAGCAAUUGAGGGCAUAUCAACUUUAAACCUGAACAAAGAUGUCCUGACCCUAAAAGCAGAGUAUUCAACAAAGAUUAUCAAAUUACAUCUCCCUAUCUCGCAAGCAACCUUUGUAGCUAUUGAGAAAGAAAUUGGUAUGAGGUUGAAGUUGAGUGUAGGGACUUUUGAGCUCGAGUACAUUGAUGAAGAUCAAGAUUGGAUAUCUUUAACAACUGAUGAAGAUAUGAAUGAUUGUAUUCAAAGUUCAAGAAAACGAAUGCGUGUGCUACCAUCUCCACAACCAAUAUCAGGUCCUAGUGGUUCCUUAGGAACCUUUUCUGUGUAACAUAUGUGUUUGUUUCCUUUAUUUCAUUAGGAACCUUUUUUAUUUAAUGAAUGUGUUUUCUUUAUCUCAAUACAAUUGCCAUCACUAUAAGAAACUGAUAUUUAAUCA